CCCAGUGCAUCUGCUCGAGUCACGGGCAGCUUCACACUCGCCGGCUACUCUCUGUCAGACGGCUCCGCAUUUCGAUACAUCGCUCUAGCAUUAUUCUAGCCUCUUCAUAGCCCAACUCUAUUUCGCGACGCUGUCUAAACAUGAGCAUGCCCAUUGCGGUGCCAUCUGCGUUUUUUGCCUCCUGUCACGGGGAGUAGACCCGGAGCUGGGGAGAGGGAGAAAAACCUCUCUCUUCUCUCACCAUCACUUGCCCAAUCUCACACGGGCAGUGGUUGCGAACCGACAGUGAAGGACAGAGUUAAUUAAAGCGUAUUUAUUUAACCUUUCUCUUUGAAACAAACUCGCGCAUCCUGCCUCGUACUCCGGGAAUUGGUUGGGUCCAGAGGAAAGGAAGGGAAACGUUAAGUUUUUUUGUUGUUGCUGUCGUGGAAAUUAUUCGGAAGGGCUCCGUUUUCUCCUCGAAAUUGCUCUAGCUAAUACAUUCACGAACCCUGGAUUAUGGAUGUGGAGUCGGUGGAGAAGGAGUGCGGGGCACUUGGUGGGCUUUUCCAAGCGAUUGUCAAUGACAUGAAGUGCUCAUACCCUGUGUGGGAGGACUUCAGUGCCAAGGCCACCAAGCUGCACUCCCAGCUCCGGACCACAGUACUGGCUGCGGUGGCCUUCCUGGAUGCCUUUCAGAAGGUGGCCGACAUGGCAACCAACACCAGAGGGGCCACCAGGGACAUUGGGUCGGCGCUGACCCGCAUGUGUAUGAGGCAUCGCAGCAUUGAGGCCAAACUGCGCCACUUCACCAAUGCUCUGAUGGAGAGCCUGAUCACACCCCUCCAGGACCGCAUAGAGGACUGGAAGAAGACGGCCAACCAGCUGGACAAGGACCACGCCAAAGAGUACAAGCGGUCUCGUCACGAGAUAAAGAAGAAGUCCUCCGACACCAUGAAGCUGCAGAAGAAGGCUCGCAAAGGCCGAGGGGACCUGCAGCCCCAGCUGGACAGCGCCAUGCAGGACGUGAACGACAUGUACCUGCUGAUGGAGGAGACGGAGAAGCAGGCGGUGCGCCGCGCCCUGGUGGAGGAGAGGGGGCGCUUCUGCACCUUCAUCGGCUUCCUGCAGCCUGUGGUGAAUGGAGAGAUUGCCAUGCUGGGAGAGAUCACUCACCUCCAGGCCAUUAUUGAUGACCUCACUGUGCUGACCACUGACCCCCACAAACUGCCUCCUGCCAGCGAGCAGGUAAUCAAGGAUCUGAAGGGCUCGGACUACAGCUGGACUUACCAGACCCCUCCCUCAUCCCCCAGCAGCUCUGGCUCCCGAAAGAGCAGCAUGUGCAGCAGCGUGAACAGCGCCCACAGUAGCGCCUCUCGCUCGUCCGGAGGCUCGCAGACUCACUCACCCAGUUCAUCCUGUCGCUACCGCAGCCUGGCGCAGCCGCCACCAGGGGGAGCCCACCGCCUCAGCAGCGUCUCCUCACACGACUCCGGCUUCAUCUCGCAGGACGCCAACGUCUACUCCAAGCCUCCCUCGCCCAUGCCCUCGGACAUCACCAGCCAAAAAUCUUCAAGUUCGGCAUCUUCAGAGGCAUCAGAGACCUGCCAGUCAGUGAGUGAGUGCAGCUCGCCUACAACGGACUGGUCCAAGCAAGGCGCGUGCGAGCAGCCUCUGGCCACCACGCUCCAGAGGAGGAAGGAGCCGGUGGACCGGCCCCGGGAGGCCGAGGUGGCGGCCGGCUCUCAGGGCUACACCGCCAUGCACCCGGAGGACCCGCAGCGGCACAGGAUGCACCCGGCCUCCAUCGCUGCCAAGCAUGGGGAUGAGGUGUCCCCUGCGGCGAGUGAGCUGGCCAUGGUGCUGACGCGUGGGCUGAGCAUGGAGGGCCAGAAGAGCAGCCGCGACUCCCUGCAGUACUCCAGCGGCUACAGCACCCAGACCACCACCCCCUCCUGCUCCGAGGACACCAUCCCCUCACAAGGGUCCGACUACGACUGCUACUCCGUGAACGGCGACGCGGAGGCAGACGGCCAGGCCGACUUUGACAAGUCCUCCACCAUCCCGCGCCACAGCAACAUCGCCCAGAACUACCGCCGCAUGAUCCAGACCAAGCGGCCCGCCAGCACGGCCGGCCUGCCCAGCGGGGGGGCGGGCGCUCAGGGAGGGGGGGCAUCAGGGGGCGGCGUGGGCACCCCGGGCACCGCCACCAUCCGCCGCACGCCCUCCACCAAGCCCGGCGUGCGCCGCACCCUGUCCAGCGCCGGGCCCAUCCCCAUCCGGCCGCCCAUCGUGCCCGUGAAGACGCCCACUGUGCCGGACUCGCCGGGCGGCGGUGGCGGCGGUGGCGGUGGCGGUGGCGGCGGUGGCGGUGGGGGGUACCCGGGCCCUCCGGUGCGCGUGGGCAGCGAGGAGUGCGUGUUCUUCGCGGCGGACGACGGCACGGCCGGCGCGCUGGAGUACGUCAAGGCCUCGCCCAAGCGCCUGAGCCUGCCCAACACGGCCUGGGCCAGCGGCGGCGCGGAGAUGAGCGUCUACGGGCACCACGGCGGGCACCACGAGGAGGACCAGCUGCUCGCCGCCAACCGCCACAGCCUGGUGGAGAAGAUCGGCGAGCUGGUGGCCAGCGCCCACGCCCUGGGCGAGGGCCAGUUCCCCUUCCCCUCGCUGCCCGACGACCCCCCGCCCGGCCCCACCGGGCAGCACCAGUCCAGGGCGCGCGACGGCGAGGACAUGCUGGUGACCAUCCGCCGCGGCAUCCGGCUCCGCAAGACCGUCUCCAACGACAGGUCAGCGCCCAGGAUUUUGUGAUGGUCGACAGGUCCUGAAGGGGCAGGAAGACAGGGAACGUCACUGACCCCAUGGACUCCCCUGCCAACCCCCACCACCCUCUGACUAUGUAGAGAAUGACAUACGAAAAGAGGCUUAAACAUAAUAAUAAUAAUAAUAAAAAAAAGAGUCGUUAGAGUAAAUAAAUAAUAGCAAAAAAAAAAAAACGUAAUGAUAAUUAAUGAAGUAAAUAAUGCCGUAUUGAGAGGUUGAUGCCUCCGUAACUUUAGCGUGUCUGGACGCAUGUUUGUCUUAUUAACACCAUCACCACUAGGGGGAGACUCGCACUGGAGCUGGACGCUGGGACUGUUGAGAGACCGAGGAACCUGCUCUUCCUGCCAAAUUAACCUCCCUUACACACACACUCACACACACACACAAAAACACAAAUCUACAUACACACAUACACUCUGCCAAUGCCAAUACCCCCAGUGCCACCCCCUCACCCUCUAUGUAGAGACAUGGAGGGCUACAGCAGGGUGUUGAGAGCUAGUAGAUGGAGGUUGCUUUCGGGGCUUGCUUGUGAAAGCUCGUCUCACUUGCUCCCAGGUCCCACCCUCCCUCCUAUAGAAGCCCAGGUCUGAGGCUCUGCAUCACCCCACUGGCACACACCGUGGUAGCUUAGCCCUUAGCUGUUGUCUGUGAUUGGUUUGAGUGUCUGUCAGUUUUGGCUGGAGGGGUGCAGGGGGCUCUGCUGCAGGUCAG
This is a messenger RNA of Sardina pilchardus (European sardine), 3513 nucleotides long. It is a transcript of the gene mtss2b, whose product is annotated as MTSS I-BAR domain containing 2b. The transcript is spliced from 14 exons. Bases 499 to 2790 code for a protein of 763 amino acids. Gene Ontology annotation, molecular function: actin binding; phospholipid binding. The record is from RefSeq and is a predicted model, not a curated record. Gene Ontology annotation, cellular component: cytoplasmic side of plasma membrane; actin cytoskeleton. Gene Ontology annotation, biological process: cell projection assembly; plasma membrane organization. Lineage: Eukaryota; Metazoa; Chordata; Actinopteri; Clupeiformes; Clupeidae.